GAAGGGUUGGAUCUGCCAGCAUUCCCCCAGGUCAUCCGCUUCUAUCCGGACUGAACCUUGAGGAAUCAUACUUCAGUUAAACACCUGCUAUCCUAUUUUGUGGCGAGCGCACUCACCUCACACUCGUUUCUUAAUACCGAUCGUUGAACGCGCGAGGAAUAUGACGCUUCCGAGAGACCUUUCUCUGUACAAUGGAGUAUCGAACCGAUCACGUGGCUGGAAAUCGAGGAAAACGGACAAAGUAAUGGAGGGGUUAAUGACAAGUAAUACUGGUGUGAUGAGGUGGGAUGGUGCGGCAAGGUCGAGCGCGGCGUGGGACAACUUGAGAAGGGAUCCCGCACUCUGGUUCCGCGAAGGUGAUUGCUAUGUGCAUCUCUACGCACAAGGUCAAUCCAGGAGGGGCCCAGCCUUCAAGGUUCCUUUCUCUGGAUUGACGGAGGCCAGUUGCUAUCCGCUGAUCGACAACUUCAUCUCGAGCGAGAUAUCUAUUCCCAUCACGCCUGGCUCAGAUAUCAGUGCGUACUACCGAAAGACCAGCAAUCAGAACCGUGUCGAUCUAUACAUACCCGCGCCUCCAAGAUCGGACAAGCAGCAGUCUUACAAGUAUCACUUGGCAACUCGCAACUUCUUUGCGUGGAUAUUCAGGAGAUCCAUGGUUGGAGAGUAUCUAGGCGUGGCUCUCAUUACCCUCAUGCGCAGCAUGCAUGAUUUCCGGACUCACGAUGUGGACAACCAGGCAGAUUUGAUGAGUUACCUGGACGAAGAGGGUUAUUUGGAUUUUAAGAGUCAACCGUCACAUGCUCUCGCGGCUCUCCAUCUUGCCGAGGUGUUUCAGCUCCGCGAUCUUUAUAUCGAUGCCUUUGCGCACUGCUGUGGGAUGAGUGAUCAAGUAUUCCUUGGGCCAGAGUAUCAGCUCCUGUCAUCGGUGACGAGGAAACUAUUACGCCGCGCUCGAGUAGAGAUGGAUUUGAGAUUGGGCCAGAUGGGAAGCAUGCUGGGGACACUGCUCCAAGAUGAAUUAUCAGAGACCUACUUGGGACUUUACCCGGGAGCUCGAGCACAUCUUGAGCGGUUCCGGACCUUGUUGAAUGGUCUCUACGCGGCUAAAUUUGGAUACUAUCCUCCGCCCUCUAUCGAUCCAAGGACAACGAUCUUCGAAGUGGAUGUUUUCCGCACGAUGAGGGUAGAUUUUGAGGCGUUGUUCCAAUACUUAGUGGAUAAUGAUUACGAGCCGUCGCAGAGCAUCCCGAUCUUGGCUCAGGGGGGCAUUUGCACACUUCAGAGCGUGCAAGCCUUUGACACGAGGCAGAGGUUCAAGACGCUGGAUCAUCCGCUGCCAAAGAUGCCCGAGAUUGCCGUGCCGGCGUCUUCACGGAGGAUGUCCUGGUUGGGACGACACUUUGACGUCAAGAUCGGCCCAAGUCAGCGCGCAGCUGCUCACGUCGCCUUGCUCAAAGCUACUAAUCAGGACAAGAUCGCCUUGUUGGACAAUGAUCUAGUGAGAGCGUAUCGCAAGUUUGAGGAGGAUUCGAUAUAUUCGCCGCUGAAAGCAGACAAGCAAGAAAACAUCGGGCUCAUUGAUGCUCGCAAGGUUAGAUGGAUUCUGAUAUAUUCUAUCUAUCAGGUUCUAAGAUCAGCGACGGAGCCACCGUCCGAGGUCAAAGAUUCGCGGGAAACCCCCUACCAUCUCUGCGUAGCGACAACAAAUAUUCCCCCGUGGAAGGAAGAGAGGGCAGUACAUUCACUCAUUCGUGGACAAAACUCAAAGAUAACCCGCAACCCGUCUACCUCUACGGCGGGCUGGAGCGGUACUACAGAUUAUCAUACUCCACCCAUGACGCCGGAGAUCAAACCGGAUAUUGACUAUCUCGCUCUUGCGCGCAGCGAUGAGUCGACAGAGUUGUCCAACGGAAUCAAGGUACCUGGGCGGAGGAGUAGUAUCUCGACUAACCCCGUUAUGCGAUCGAUGAGUAUCUUCAACCGUCAAGAAAAGCAGUCGCCGCAGCAUCAACGCAAACCCACGACACAAUAUCACGAAAUCGUAGUCCACGGCUACGGAAAUGGUACUAAUGAGGUCGAGUUCACACAACCGCAGGAGAAAACACAAUUGUCUCAACAGGAGCAAGAUCAAGAACAAGAUCAGGAAAGCCUGAAAAUCAUUGUAGUUGACACAAAUCUCAAGAUCAACAACAACACGACCACCGCGCGGUCACCUUCGACAUCAUCGGAUACACGUAGCUCAACCGCCAGCAGUAACUCCGAAGGAAGCUCCGGUACGACGGCAAACACCUCAGUUACUGAGAGUCCCACUACAACAACCUAUCCUAUGAAUUCGUGGGGCAGUCGCCGCAGCAGCGUUUGUGUACGGCGGCGCGUGCGCGACAUUGGUUUCAUCGACGGCGCUGCCAUGAGGACAAUGUCCAUGUACGAACAAACAUCACCACCACGUCCGCACACGCAACACGGUGGCCCGAUUUCUACACCCGACAAUUCAGACAGCGGCUCGCUCCAGGGCUCACCAUCACGGUUUCGGUCUAUGAGCGUCCAGCGCGACAAUCGCUUGUCUUCGUCUUACCGCAAGUCGCUCGAGCCAUUGCCAUUGAAUAUACACAAGGCGGCAACGCUGAACAACAAAAAGUCAGAGAAAAAGAGGAUGGGAAUGGGAAUGGGUACGAGCAUGGUUACAGCGACGAGUCCCAGCAAGAAGAGCUCGGUUCCGUCGCCGAAUGUAUGGGAGGAUAUUAAGGCGCUUGUGGAUGUGAGGAGUAGCGGCGUGGAUGAUAUUAAGGCGGCUUGGGAAAUGUAUAAUGAUCUGGGUGGGUUGACGGAGAUGAACGAUGCUGCGGGCACGGCUGUCAGGUGAAAAUGUCGGGUUUGGGAUUGAGGUAAGGACGUUAUAUGUGUAAAGGAGGAAACGAUGGGGGUCACACUUGAAACUGCGUUGGAGGUGUAGGGAGAUUGGACGCCUGUCCUUACUUGAUGGUCACGCUUGACUUUUUCCUUCUCCUUGCUUCAGAUUA
This is a messenger RNA of Pseudomassariella vexata, 3020 nucleotides long. RefSeq lists its product as uncharacterized. The record is from RefSeq and is a predicted model, not a curated record. The transcript is spliced from 3 exons. Lineage: Eukaryota; Fungi; Ascomycota; Sordariomycetes; Amphisphaeriales; Pseudomassariaceae. Bases 161 to 2863 code for a protein of 900 amino acids.